UGUGGUUGGUGGGUGUGAGGUUACGUGAUCGUUUUAGAAGCUGAUUGGUUGGCCACGUAGCCAGUGCCAAAGCCAAUUCUUCGGGAAGUUAGCGAGAAGGCUAAUUUCAAAGGUAGUUCUCUAAAUCUUGCUACAUGAAAACAAUGUGAAAUUAGUUUUUUUUUCAGCUUUAUAAGAAACAUUUCUUACAUUGAAGGGCACUGGUGAUGUCAGUGGACGGUUUAGUCAUUAAAGGACAGAGUUAGCAUUUCCCUUUUCCUCUCCUGGCGUCCACGGUUUUCCCGGCCAUGGCAGCCAUGGCCGACUCAGUGGUCAGUGACCAGCAGCGGUCAGGAUCCGGUCAGACCGUUCCUUCCAGAGGACCGUACAUUGCGGUGAUCACCAACAGAAGCACCAACCUGGUGAUCCGUGGGUUUAUGCUGUUCUCAAUAGGAGUGUUCCUGGCUCUAGUGCUCAACCUCCUGCAGGUACAGAGGAAUGUCACGCUGUUCCCCCCUGAUGUCAUCAGCAGUAUAUUCUCUUCCGCCUGGUGGGUGCCGCCAUGCUGUGGGACCGCCUCAGCCAUUAUUGGCCUGUUGUACCCGUGCAUUGACAGUCGUCUCGGCGAGCCCCACAAGUUCAAGCGGGAGUGGUCCAGUGUGAUGCGCUGUGUGGCGGUCUUUGUGGGCAUCAACCAUGCCAGUGCUAAAGUGGACUUUGCCAACAAUGUGCAGCUGUCCCUGACUCUGGCAGCCCUGUCCAUUGGCCUGUGGUGGACAUUUGACCGGUCCCGCUCCGGCUUUGGCCUGGGGGUGGUCAUCGCCCUGCUGGCCACUCUGUCCACUCAGCUUCUGGUCUACAACGGAGUCUUCCAGUAUACCUCUCCAGAUUUCCUGUACAUUCGCUCCUGGUUACCUUGCAUCUUCUUUGCUGGUGUGAUAACCAUGGGGAACAUAGGACGGCAGCUAGCCUUGUACGAAUGCCGACUUAUGUCAGAAAAGACGCAUCAAGACUGAGAACUUCUGUGCAUAUCAAACCUUUGUUACAAAUGACAUUUUUAUAGCAAUAAAAAGCCAAAAGGAGGAUGCAGAAGGACGUUUUCAUGCAGCGUUGAUGCGGAUUGGUCAACCUUGCUGGAGGUGGAGCAGUUAUGCACAGGCAACAAAUGAUGUGCUUCUGUUUAGCUGACAAGUGCUUUGUUAUAGGAAAAGACAGUGUUUUGGUUGGCUCCUAUGUGCCUAUUCAGGGCCUUGGGGUACAGACUUCAGUUAGCUUUGUUAAAAACAUUCAGUGUCUGGCCUAAUGAGAAGCACAAUAACUGCCGAUAGGCCCUAUACACAAUGCAAUCUGUGAUUGCAACUCAGUAGGCACCAAUAUCUGCUGGGCUUAUGUUCAGGUCACCUCAGCACCAGCUUUGCAUAGCCUUUGGCUCUAUCGUGCCGACCAGACUUACACAUACGAUCAUCUGAGUUAUUUUCAUUCAUUCUCUGUAUCUAUUAUAUUCUGGUACAACCUAUAGCCCAUAUAUGUAUAGACAAAUGUAUUCCAUGGUCUUUUUCAUGCAAUUUUUUUAUAUACACACACAGACAGACACAGUUGUUUUAUCUGAUGUUGAUUGUCUGUAUUGGUUGGUGGUCAUGGGCCAGGUGAAGAGUUGCAUCUUAGCAUUUAAUCAAGGCCAUCAGCAUCCUGGGUCCCAGUAGGUAUUUCAACCAACAGAACCAGCUCUUGGUUUUCUAAACAUGGACUUUUUUGUUUGUUGCUACAUUCAAUUAAACUGAUAAAAUUAAAAUGCAUUUACAAUGUUAUCGGCAUAUUUCACUUUGAUACUCUGAUGAGAUUCAAAACAAGACCAGGCUUCACCGUUUCUUAUUCAGUCAGUGGGUGCACACAAUAAUCCAUGUCAUGAGUGGGAUCUUGAAUCCAUGUCAUGAGUGGGAUUUUGAAUCCAUGUCAUGAGUGGGAUCUUGAAUCCAUGUCAUGAGUGGGAUCUUGAAUUCAUGUCAUGCUUGGGAUCUUGAAUCCAUGUCAUGAGUGGGAUCUUGAAUCCAUGUCAUGAGUGGGAUCUUGAAUCCAUGUCAUGAGUGGGAUCUUGAAUCCAUGUCAUGAGUGGGAUCUUGAAUCCAUGUCAUGAGUGGGAUCUUGAAUCCAUGUCAUGAGUGGGAUCUUGGGUCAGAGAUGACGACAUCUAAUGCCAGAUCUGAAAUUCAUCAUGAUGAUAUAAUACAGUGUUUCAUUCCUGGAUGCAGUUGGCCUUGAAUUGGAUUUCUUGUUGUAAUGCUUGUUGGAAAUGGAGACAUAGAUAAUGGGUUUUCUGUAACAACAAGUGAUGGUAAGACUGCUACAUGAAGGGAAUUCAAAUUGUUACUCUUUGAAACAUAUUGUAUGUAAUUAUACAUGGGUUGAAUUAGAAGGCAGCAUGUUUAGGAAUAAUCAGUGUCUCAAAACAGUGUUUCUGUAUAAUACAUUUUGCUAUGCAUGAUAAGGCAACCAUGAUAAGGCAGCCUGUUGGAUAAGACGGCGCUGAAGAUGCUAUUUAAGUCUUACUAUUCAAAAAAGGGACCUUUUUUGAAAACAUGGUAACAUGGAAUUCCUAGCAUGUCAGAGUUAUAGCUACAGUGAAAUAGAUGAAGAAAUAAAAAUAACUGGUUUAUUUCAUGUAUCUCUUCAGGAUGUGGCGGAUUUACUGGUUGAACUGUGAUGUUCUCAUCCACAUUCUGAAACAUAAACAUGCGAUUGUUUUGGUUUAAUAAAAGAAAAUGCCUUUUGUCGAUGAUA
Messenger RNA from Esox lucius (northern pike), 2757 nucleotides. RefSeq names its product insulin induced gene 2 (gene insig2). The transcript is spliced from 7 exons. Lineage: Eukaryota; Metazoa; Chordata; Actinopteri; Esociformes; Esocidae. The record is from RefSeq and is a predicted model, not a curated record. Bases 288 to 995 code for a protein of 235 amino acids. Gene Ontology annotation, cellular component: endoplasmic reticulum; SREBP-SCAP-Insig complex. Gene Ontology annotation, biological process: SREBP-SCAP complex retention in endoplasmic reticulum; cellular response to insulin stimulus; SREBP signaling pathway.